UAAUCUUCAUAAACAGAGGCAAGGCUUGACCCACCAUGAACCUAUGCUCUGCCAGUUCUGCUCUGCGGACCUCGAUGCUCUCAGUCCCGACGACCGACAAACUCAUUACAAUAGACAUCUCGAUGAACCUUCAUCCUCGACUAUCCUUCGUGCAUCAACAGCAUCUACCUCGACACAGGCUGGCGCAAAACGGAAAUGGUACUCUCCAAUGAAACAUGACGACUUUUUCUGGUACCCCGCACAGAAGGAUGCUCCUCCUUCGAACUUCACUCCUGGUUUGAUCUCCCUCGUGAAGAAGGCUUUGAUGUCUUCACACGAGAAAGGCUACACGCAGAGAGCAGUACUUUGUUACGACAGAACCGUUCAUAUUUACCACGAGUUAUGGGAUUCCGGAUGGGGCUGCGGAUACCGGAAUUUCCUGAUGGCCUGUACAGCCCUCAUGGACCAGCCCAUCCAACCCGAGUAUGCUCGCCUACUCAACGAGCCACUACCCCCGAGUGUUCACAAUUUACAGCAAAUGAUAGAAGACGCUUGGAAGCACGGAUUCGACAAGGAAGGUGCUGCGCAGCUCAACCAUAAGUUGAUUGGCACGAAGAAAUGGAUCGGUACGGCGGAACUAUACGUUGCUUUAGCGCACCGUGGAAUCCCAUCCCAGCUUGUAGACUUCAAUCUUAAGGGUGAUGCCGGCCCGCUCAUCAACUGGGUCAAAGAAUACUUCUCACCUACGCAACGCCAUAGAGCGGUCACGGUGCACGACGCUCUUCAUCAAGCUGAAGCCGUCACUGUCACGGACCUCAUGCCUCUCCUCCUUCAGCAUCAAGGACACUCGAGGACCAUCGUUGGUUAUGAAAUCACGAAGACUGGGACUACUAAUCUUCUGCUCUUUGAUCCAGCGAAACAUGCAGACCGGGACUUACGCGAUGCUGCUCUUCAUAAAUUCUACACCCAAACGCCCCAGAACGCAAAUCAUAGCGCACAAGAUUCAUAUACUCACGGGCGUCGUGGACAUGGUCAUCGAGCACGUCUAAUGGAUCACCUGAAGAAGCCUUUUCAACACAGUAGUUCGAGUGGCCAUUCACUAGCAACAAGUCCACCUGGAAGCGGAGGGAGUCCCGUCAAGCGCUUACGAGCUGGACAAGCACCUGACGACGACGUCAUUGUCAUCGAGGACGAGAUAGAGGACGAGAUAGAGGUCGUGGAAGAUAGCGGUGCACCUCAAGACCGAGGCCGGCAAGCCUUUCAUGGGAAAGGGAGGAUACUAGGUGGGAAGGAGGCAAAGGUGGAUGACGGAAAAGUGUUAAAGUUCGUGAGAGUAAAUGCGAAGUCGUUGGUAAAGGCGGAGAAGUACCAGAUUCUUUGGUUUCCUAUGGAUGAGCCCCUCAACGACUACGCUAAAGGCAAGCGGCAUUUAGUGACGAGCAGGAAAAUAUCUUGAACGUUUUCCUUCAUGGUCUCCCUUCAUCUUGCUUGUAUCGUCUAUGAACUUGAUUAUGGAGUACCUUGGGUUUUAUCGGUCACUCUCACCAUCACUAACUAGUCCGGUGUCUAGCCCAGCACCACCCGCAUGUGUCUGUCUCAAGGGAUCACAAGGACCUUUAUUUAUUCGCAUCUUCUCGUAGUUUUCCUUCUUAGUCAUGACUGAAUACAUUAUGCACGAAUAAUAUCGUACUAUGGACCAGUUGGUUCUUAUCUCGCUCUGUCACAUCUCAUCCUAUGCUCACUGUUUUAUCGUUAACGUUCGUGGACUAUACAUUAUGUGACAAGUUGUUUGGGCCCGUAAACCUUUCGUUGUUG
Molecule: messenger RNA, 1794 nt
Organism: Stereum hirsutum FP-91666 SS1
Lineage: Eukaryota; Fungi; Basidiomycota; Agaricomycetes; Russulales; Stereaceae
Product: DUF1671-domain-containing protein
Exons: 10
Coding region: 44-1435 (463 amino acids)
Source: RefSeq, a predicted model, not a curated record